AAAGGGGAGCCGCUCGGAAACACCGUCCGGUGAGAAAGGUUCCCCCUGGGCGCUGUCGAGGGAAGUGAGGGGCGGACGGGGCUCGCCCAUGGGGGAGAAGGGAAGCUCUGACCCCAACUCUCCACCGGGGGAUCCCUUCGGGAGGAGAGCAGGCUCAGGAGUACUGGAUAUCCCCCAGAAAUCCGGAAUGGAGUCCCUAAGGGGGUUGGAUGGCUUCACCCCUGGAGGCGCACUCCAUUGUCUGUCGAGACAGACCAGCCAUAAGGGCCUUGGAGGUCCCCUCCUGGCCGAAUGCAGGAGUUUCCUCACUCUGGCCAGUAAAUGCAUGGCUGCUGAAAAGUGAGGCCAACAGGGUUCAAUGGGGCUUACUCCCUAAUAGGCGCCUUUAGAAUUUCAGCUGGCCUUAGAUUUGUCUGGCACAGAAACGGGUGCCUUUGCAAAUGACCUCUCUUUCAUUUUCCCCUUGAAAGUUUUCAAACUUUUCAAACUAUAGGUCAGAUGGAUUACUCAGUUGGUUAGAGCGUGGCGCUGAUAAUGCCUAGGUUGCAAGUUCGAGCCCCAUAAGGGACAGCUGCGUAUCCCUGCAUUGCGGGAGGUUGGACUAGAUGAUUCUGAGGGUCCCUUCCCAUAUCCUCCAACAUUUCUCUGAUGAAAAAAGGGACAUCCUAUUCCCUUAAAAUAGUAAUAAUUUUAUUAUUUGUAUCCCACCCAUCUGACUGGGUUGCCCCAGCCACUCUGGGUGACUUCCAACAUAUAUAAAAACAGAAUUAAACAUUAAACAUUAACAAAAAAAACCCUAUACAGGGCUGCCUUAUAUAGUUACCUUUCUCAUUGGCUCAGGGGUUGCAUAAUUCCAUACCCUUCAACAUUUCUUCAGUGAAAAUAGGGGCUUCCUAAGGAAAAGCGGGACAUUCCAGGUUCAUAUGAGAAACCAGAACAGCUUCUGUACAUCCGGGUUUGUCCCUGGAAAAUAGGAAUGCUUGGAGGGUCUGCCUUCCAGCUCUACAAUUCUAUGAUUCUGUGAUAUGCCACUGAGUAGAUCCACUAAAAUGAAUAGAAGUGACCAGUUUAGGUCCAUUGCUUUCAGUGGGUCUAAUUUUUGAGUAGGACUCAGUUCGAUAUAAGCCAUUCCUUUCAAUGGGUCUACUCUGGGUAUGAUUUAGACCAUUGAGGUUCUACUCAGCGUAGACCCUCAUGCUGGUUGAGGCUAAUGGGAGUUGUAGUCCAAACCAUCUGGGAGGCACUAGGGUGACAAAGGAUGGAAGAGAUUAUCACUACAGCCUGCAGGGGGCUGGACCAGUUUAAUAUCUGCCUGCUGUUAAAACAUGUAAAGCCUCUGGGUCAUCUUCAGUGCUCAUUGGUUCUGAGGAUGACAGCUGUUAAAGUUUAUGUGGAGUCUUUUAACUUUUUAAAUUUUGUAGUAUUUUGUAAAAAAUAAAAUAUUUUUUUAAAACAGUUUUAUAGGGUAAUAAAAACAAUAUUUUAUUGUUGUCAAUUAGAAGCUGCUUUGGACGGGCGUUGGCUCAGAAGAGCGGUCUAAUAAAUACGUCAAAUAAAGACAAUGCAUUAAAGCAUAAUCAAAACCAAAUUUUCUGGAGGAUUUUUAAAAAGAAAACAAUUGAACGGCUGGCCCUUUAAACCGCCCUUUGGGGGAAGCGCUUCCUCUUAGUUAGUGGCCGGUGAUUGGCGGAGCUGGAGGGCGGGGCGGAGGCUGAGCUGCGCCGCUCAUUCAUAACAAUACCGGCUUCCGCAACCUCAUUCAGAAGCUCUUAAAGGGCCAGGCCGCCGCCGCCGCCACCCCGCGGGAGCUGCUGCAAAUGCAUUGUGGGAAGAGAAAGUUACUUUCAGUUUUGCGCGGACGGGCAGAGAGAGCAAAGAGAGGCGAAGAUGCGGCAAAGCGGAUCUGGCGGCACCAUGAUCCUCAACCUUUUCUAAAGGGCUAUGUGUAAACUUGACGUCAUCGCCCUUCUAAUGGGAGAGGCUGGUGAGUUUUUACGUCACAUGUUGGAGGCAGGAAAUCCCUCCAAGACUUGGCCCGGGGGUGACGUCAGAAGGGUUGUAAACAGAUCAGAGUAGAGUUGGGCAGGGUAUGUACAUAAUAAUAAUAAUAAUAAUAAUAAUAAUAAUAAUAAUACUUGGUGGACCAGUGGCCUGACUGUCUAUAAACUUUCCUUUGCUUUUACUUGGAACCAUGAGGACUAGCGCCUCAUCCUUAACCCCUGAGCUAUGGCCCUUCCCACAGAAUGCACAAUUUGUCUGAAGACGGCCCCAGGUUCAGUCCUGGGCAUCUGCUGGUGAGGUUGGGAAUGCCCCCCACCUGACUCAGUACAAGGCAGCUUUCAGAAGAAUAAUGAGGACUAGAAUCUUUUUAAUUUUGAAGAAGUGGCAGAGCACCUUGCUUUGCAUCCCUGGUGCGAUGCCCAAUGACACAGACGUGCCUGGAUUCUGGAGAGCAGCUGCCAGUCAGGGUUGGCCAGAAGCAGGUCGACCAGUAGUCUGACUCUGUCUGAGGGCAGUUUCUUGUGUUCCUGUUUCUUUGCUGUGUCAAAGCUCUCAGGGUGCUGUAGACCUGCCGCCGCCAUAGACACCUUCACAAUUUCUCCAGAAGCUCCUGUCGCCGAAAUGACCCACAAUGCCCCCUCAAAGGACCCAGAGAUGCCCGCCAGCGACCAGGAGGACGAUCAGGCAUCAGUCAUCUUGCAGCUGUAUCCAUACUCAGAGGAGAAAGACGACCCGAACCAAGCUGUUCCGGCACCAAAUGGCAAGUCUUCAAACCCGGUCGCCUCCCCUCAAAAAGGAUAUUUCAUUUCAUUUCACUUUCAAUGUGUAUACCUUUUAACUUGUUUAAUUAGCCAAGGGCCUGGGAAAAGAGGAAUGUUUUCCCCAGGUGCCUAGAGAUAUGUAACGAAGGCGCCAGGCGAGCCUCCCUGGGGAGAGCAUCCCACAUAUAGGGAGCCACCGCAGAAAAGGCCCCGUUCUUGUGUGGCCACCCUCUGGACUUUUCACAGUGGAGGCACAUGUGGAAGGGCCUCAGGUGGUGAUUGCCGGGUCCAGGUUGGUUCACAUGGAGAGAAGCGGUCCUUGAAAAAUGAAGGUUCCAGGUUUAACAUCUUUUGUCUUUCUUCAAAAAUGCAGAUGGAAGCAGUCUGAAGCUGGCGACCACCCUGACCAACCGGCAGCGUGGCAACGAGGCAUCUGCCUUGCCGGCCACUCUGGACAGUGAGUUGUUGUGCCACAAAACAUUUUUGCUUUUCAUUAGCUGGGGAAUGGGGGGAGGGGGCUGUGAAUCAGUUGAAGCCAAGGUGGCUGCAAUUCUCCCCCAUUUAUACAUUUUUUCCCUGUUGCUCUAGAGGUCUAGCCCCUUGUUAAGAUCAGCCAAAGUUCAUGAUCCUGUUGUGCUGCUUUUCCUCUGAACUGACUUCCCAAACCACUUGGUAAACUGACGGGCUAUACACUUUUGUUGUUGUUCAAGAGGACUAGCGCCUUGAAGGGGGAAAUCAAUUUGUUUUUUGUUAAAAAUCAGUCAAGGUUCAGGAUUAGCUGAGUUGGUAGAGCACAGGUAUCUUAAUUGCAGGGUUGUGGGUUCUAUAAUUCUGUUGGGCUGCUUUCUCUCUUAAUCGACUUCCCAAUGGUCUCUAACACCCACCAAGCCGUUCCUUUUCCCUUCAUGAACAGAGGGCUCAAGAGCAAAUCUGCCCUCCACUCCUCAGGCCAUUUUAUUCUAUUUAUUUUUAAAGGCAUUAAUCCAAAAGUCAAGUUUCCAUCCCUCAUGAUUGCCAGUGAAUAACAUUUCUAGCGAUCAUGAAAGGCGUCUGCUUCCCUCCUCCCUCUGAGGAUUAAUUAUGCAAAGACAAGAAUGGUUUGAAUACCAUUGCAUAUUUUAUAGAACAGGACAAUCAUUUUGCAAAAACUGGCUUGGAAUUUGGGUUCUGUGCAGCCUCUUACUGUAAGACUGCAUUCUAUUCCCUAUUUCAGUUCUCAAUGAAAUCCUGUUUGUUUGUUUUUUACUUUUCCAGCUCUUUCUAUUCAUCAGUUGGCAGCCCAGGGAGAACUGGUCCUAUUGAAAGAAAAUCUGAGGAAAGGUGAGAUAGGAACACCCAGCCCCCCUCCACCCGCUUCUGACUUCCUGCCCACUAACUAGAGUGUGCCUCACAGGGUUGGUUUAUUUAUUUAAGGUGUUUUUAAAACAUUUAUUUUAUUUAAUCAUUUGACAGCUAUUUACAACGAUCAGCAAAAUUCUCCUCCAGGCAAGGUUAUUCCAAAUCAUUAUUCUGCAACACUUAACAUAUCAGUGCAAUAUUUCUUCUUUCAAAUAACCCUCCUCAAAACCUACUUGAAUUUGACUAGAUUCUUUCUCUAUGAUAGGCGACAUAGUUCUGAGGGAUACUGGAUCUGAGGGAACUUCGUAUUUCAAUACUGAGGACAUUCAUCUACCACAGAGGUUCCCAAACUUCUUUGGGCUCCCCCCCCUUCAGAAAAAAAAAUACUUAGUGCCCCCCAGGAAAACUACUUUCUUUAAGUGAAGAAACAGAAAGAUGCCAUGACAAAUUUGUGUUCUUUUAGGGAUCUUUAUUUCUACCUACAUUCUGCAAUAUAGUGAAGAAAUAUGUUGCUGUAAAUAAGACACCUUGAAGCUUAAGAUUAUAAAAUUAUUCAUUAAAAUCAACCAUAGUAACAUUCAUAUUAUACACAGAAAAUUAAGAUAACGAUAAUAUGAAAAUAAAAAUUAUGUUGUCAUUGUCCUGCAACAGCGUCUGGCCUGGCAGUAAGUGUUAUUACACAACAGAUGAAACACGUUUUUUCCAAUUUUUAUUCUCUUCUUUUUUAUGCUUCCACUGCCCUCUUGGUUUUAUUAAUUACCGCCCCCCCCCAUCACACUGCUUAAAUCAUGGGUAGGCAAACUAAGGCCCGGGGGCCGGAUCUGGCCCAAUCGCCUUCUAAAUCCGGCCCAUGGAUACUCUGGGAAUCAGCGUGUUUUUACAUGAGUAGAAUGUGUCCUUUUAUUUAAAAUUCAUCUCUGAAUUAUUUGUGGGGCCUGCCUGGUAUUUUUACAUGAGUAGAAUGUGUGCUUUCAUUUAAAAUGCAUCUCUCGGUUUUUUGUGGGGCAUAGGAAUUUGUUCAUCCCCCCCCCCCCAAAUCUAGUCCAGCCCCCUACAAGGUCUAAGGGAAAGUGGACCGGCCCCCUGCUGAAAAAGUUUGCUGACCCCUGAAUAAAUCAUUAGGCAUUCCAGCCAGUGUGCAGGAAAAUCACAAAAAUUAAAAACAAACCGUGCAGAGAAUGAGAGAAAUCUGUUGUAAAACCAAAUGCUGCCAUGAAAUGAUUUAAUUCACUUAGCUGGGAAAGACCGUUGUGCAGCCUACAUGAAGACCCCUGAACUUUCCUACCCCUGUGUCAAUCAGCUCCCUAAUUUUGGAAAUGUUGACAGGCGAGAACCUUUUGAACAAGCCCGAUGAACGGGGCUUCACGCCGCUGAUGUGGGCAGCGGCCUUCGGAGAGAUUGAGACAAUUCGCAGUAUGCUGGAAUGGGUAAGGAACGUGCGGUGGGGAGGGAGAAGCGCAGGGGUCACCCGCAUUUUCCCUGCCGUGGCUGCAGCCCUGUGUGCCCUCUCUCCCCAGGGCGCAGACCCCCACGUCCUUGCCAAGGAGAGGGAGAGCGCCCUGUCUCUUGCCAGCAUGGGGGGCUACACGGACAUCGUCACCUUGCUCCUGGAGAAGGAUGUGGACAUCAACACUUACGACUGGGUAACUUUUGCAUCGGUGGGUGGAAGGGGGGCAGGUAUGGCCCUGCCGACCUGAAUCAGCUUUCGGCAGGCCCCACAUUCAUAGAACCAUAGGAUUGUAGAGUUGGAAGGGGCCACCAAGGGUCAUCUAGUCCAACCCCCUGCAAGGCAGGAAUCUCAGCUCAAGCAUCCAGGACAGGUGGCCGUCCAACCUCUGUUGAAAAUCUCCAAGGAAGGAGAGGCCACCACCUUCCAUCCCAUGGUCGAACAGCUCUUACUGUCAGAAGUUCUUGCUAAAUGUCUUCCUUGAAGCCAUGGGUUCGAGUCCUGCCCUCCAGAGCAGGAGAAAACAAGCUUGUUCCCUCUGACAGCCCUUGAGAUAUUUGAAGAUUGCUGUCAUAUCUCCUCUUUUCCAGGCUAAACAUCCCCAGCUCCUGUGUGGGGUGUGUGGGUGUUUUUUCCUCCUUGUGCUGAUGCUUUUCGGUUGUCUCCACAGAACGGUGGGACCCCUCUCCUCUAUGCCGUGCGCGGGAACCACGUCAAAUGCAUUGAGGCCUUGCUAGGUAAGUGGUGUCGGGGGAAGGUGCUUCCAUACCUGAGCGACAAUCUCAUUUUUCGAUGGAGAAGCCAAGCUUGCCUUCCUUCGGCCACAGCUGAGAACGAGGGGGUCAACCAAUGGGGCCUUCCCCCCGAGCGAUAAUAACGUGGGUCCAUUAAUUUCAGCAGGUCUACUGCGAGGAGGGUGGUGCUGUGGGUUAAACCACAGAGCCUAGGACUUGCCGAUCAGAAGGUCGGUGGUUUGAAUUCCAGCGACGGGGUGAGCUUCCGUUGCUCAGUCCCUGCUCCUGCCAACCUAGCAAUUCGAAAGCACGUCAAAGUGCAAGUAGAUAAAUAGGUACCGCUCCAGCGGGAAGGUAAACGGCAUUUCCGUGCGCUGCUCUGGUUCGCCAGAAGCGGCUUAGUCCCGCUGGCCACAUGACCUGGAAGCUGUACGCCGGCUCCCUCGGCCAGUAAAGCGAGAUGAGCGCCGCAACCCCAGAGUCGUCCGCGACUGGACCUAAUGGUCAGGGGUCCCUUUACCUCUACUGCGAGUGCAGUAGUUUGCUGCCAGCUCUUUGUAAGUCCAUGGAAGCAUUUUUGGGUUUUGCCACAAUGCCUCUGCUGGCUUUUCGGAGUUGCCACGAAGCUCCCUGUUUUGCCUGCAAUGGACUUUGAUGUGGCGAAAUAUGCUAUAGGGCAUAUUUCUCUCUUGGUGGCAACUUAAACAUCUCUGAGGCAGUGUGGUGCAGUGGUUAGGGCCAUGGUUCUCCCAACUUUUUCCUCUGGGCCACACUUUCAGAACGAAAAUUUGUUCGUGCCGGUCUGGAUUUUUUUAUCGAUAAGAAAUACAUUGGAAAACGGAAAGAAACGACUCUUAGCAGUGCUUGAUUUAAGGCUGGUAUCAUCCGCAUACUGGUGAACACCCAGCCCAAGCCCAGAUUAAAUGUAUUCCCAUCUGAAGCCCUAAAUGGCAGACUGACUGGUAGAUCAUAUCUAAAUAGACUCUGCCUGUGUUCUCACGCUGUUUGUUGUAUGAAACAUAUCUUGGGUUAUGAUUAUUGUUGUUGUUUAGUCGUUCAGUCAUGUCCGACUCUUUGUGACCCCCUGGACCAGAGCACGCCAGGCACUCCUGUCUUCCACUGCCUCCCGCAGUUUGGUCAAACUCAUGCUGGUAGCUUCAAGAACACUGCCCAACCAUCUAGUCCUCUGUCGUCCCCUUCUCCUUGUGCCCUCCAUCUUUCCCAACAUCAGGGUCUUUUCCAGGGAGUCUUCUCUUCUCAUGAGGUGGCCAAAGUCUUGGAGUCUCAGCUUCAGGAUCUGUCCUUCCAGUGAGCACUCAGGGCUGAUUUCCUUAAGAAUGGAUAGGUUUGAUCUUCUUGCAGUCCAUGGGACUCUCCAGAGUCUCCUCCAGCACCAGAAUUCAAAAGCAUCCAUUCUUCGGCGAUCAGCCUUCUUUAUGGUCCAGCUCUCACUUCCAUACAUCACUACUGGGAAAACCAGAGCUUGAACUAUACGGACCUUUGUUGGCAAAGUGAUGUCUCUGCUUUUUAAGAUAUUGCCCUUAAAUCCUUGAGGCAGAGACUAUGGGAUAUUUCAUACAGUGAUCACAUGCAACCUGUGGACAUCUCUUACUACAUUGUGGGCUGCAUAAACAAGGCAGGAACCAGUUAAUUAAACCCUUAUCGACAAACUUGCCUGGAAAUCCUGAAACCUUCUAUCUCAAGUAUCGCCUUGAGGCAAAUGAUAUUGCCCUGGCCGUGGCAAAAUUUCUCUCUGGGGCAAUAUGAAAUAGAAACCAACACACUCUGGAUAAAGCACAAUGGCUGCCUAGGAAUGUAUUUCUGCUGUAUUUGCUUUUGAAAUUGCUUUUGUGGGUCUUUGGACUUUAAUAAAGAAUGUGUGUGUAAAGUUAAAAAAAGAAGAACAUAGCACUAAAAUAAAAUACAUAAAAUAUUUGUCUCCCCUCCCUCUUCUCAGCCCACGGUGCUGAUCUCACAACCGAGGCAGAUUCAGGAUACACCCCGAUGGACCUGGCAGUCGCUCUGGGACACAAGAAAGGUGGGUUCGGAAACAUGGGAGGGGUCAGAGGGUCCCACGUCAAGGGGCCGUGGUGCUCAUGAGGGCCUUCCGCUUGUGGGGGGCUUCCCGUUGGAGCAUCCAGGAGACUGGGCAAGGUGGGGGUCCCCUUUGACCUCAUCCAAGCCUUCUUAUAAAAGGUAAAGGGACCCCUGACCAUUUAGGUCCAGCAGCGGACUACUCUGGGGUUGUGGGGCUCAUCUCGCUUUAUUGGCCGAGGGACCCGGCGUACAGCUUCCGGGUCAUGUGGCCAGCAGGACUAAGCCGCUUCUGGCAAACCAGAGCAGCGCACGGAAACGCCGUUUACCUUCCCGCUGGAGUGGUACCUAUUUAUCUACUUGCACUUUGACGUGCUUUCGAACUGCUAGGUGGGCAGGAGCAGGGACCGAGCAAUGGGAGCUCACCCCGUUUCAGGGAUUCGAACCGCUGACCUUCUGAUCGGCAAGUCCUAGGCUCUGUGGUUUAACCCACAGCGCCACCCGCGUCCCCCAAGCCUCCUUAGUUUCUUCCAAUUCCUCAAUGGAGCCUCCAUGGCCAGAGCCACUACCUUAGAACGGCGGAGAACCUCCAAGAGUGGGUUGGGAAAGCAUUUUGGGGCUUGCAUGCUCGCGAGGAGGCCUUCUAUCGCCCUCACCCACACACCAAGCGUGUAAAAGAGGCAGCGGGGCGUAGUGGUUAGAGAGUGGGACAAGGACCUGGGAGAAACAGGGCUCAAAUCCACUGGCCAUGAAGCUCGCUGGCUGGUGACCUUGGGGGCCACUCACGGCCUCUCCCAGCCUGACCUACCUGGCAGGGUUGUUGUGUGAGGAUUAAAUGUGGUGGCAGAGGAGAGAAACAUGGUCACCACUUUGAGGGAAAUGAAAGUGUAUAUAAACGCAAGGAAUGCUGAUGUCUGUUUUGACCUGUUUUUAGUUUAAACCAGUGUCUCCCAUACUUGGGUCUCCAGCUGUUUUUGGACUGCAGUUCCCAUCCCAAAACAGCUGGAGACCCAAGCUUGGGAAACCCUGGUUUAAAGCAUUCCAAAGAUAUCAUCAGCAAGAGUUGUUUUUCCGCUUUAUUGUCUUUAUUCUUUUAAGCUGCUUGUAAAACCACUUUGAGGGACGCAGGUGGCGCUGUGGGUUAAACCACAGAGCCUAGGACUUGCCAAUCAGAAGGUCGGCGGUUCGAAUCCCAGCAGCGGGGUGAGCUCCCAUUGCUCAGUCCCUGCUCCUGCCCACCUAGCAGUUCGAAAGCACGUCAAAGUGCAAGUAGAUAAAGAGGUACCGCUCCAGCGGGAAGGUAAAUGGUGUUUCAGUGCGCUGCUCUGGUUCGCCAGAAGCGGCUUGGUCAUGCUGGCCACAUGACCCAGAAGCUGUACGCCGGCUCCCUUGGCCAGUAAAGCGAGAUGAGCGCCACAACCCCAGAGUCGGCCAUGACUGGACCUAAUGGUCAAGCGUCCCUUUACCUUUUUAAAACCACUUUGAGGGGACUUAAGGGGAAAAAUCAAGCAGUGCAUAAAUUUAAUGACAUAAAUAAAUAUGUUGAAAUUCUUUUUUAAAAGAAAUAAAUCAACAGGUGCAUAAAUUUAAUGAAGUAGAUAAAUGUAAACUGGAAUUCUGUAUAUAUAUAUUUUUAAAAAACACCAAGUCAAUCAAUUCAUUCUUUGCUUUCCCUCUCCCUUCCCUAGUGCAACACGUGAUGGAAAAACAUAUCCUCAAGUUGUUGCGGAGCAAAGAACCUGAGUGAAACAGGAACUUCUUGUCAGACUGGUGGGGGAAGGACCUUCUCCCUGCCCCCCACCAUUUUUCUCUCUGCUUUGAAGGUGGAAUCAAAGGAAAGCCUUCUGCACUGAGCGGCUGAUCUGAGGCACAUGAGACAGGGUUGGAUAUUUGAGAGUCACUGGGCUUUAAAAAGUUCGCUACAGCCCUUGUGGAAAGAGGGGGCAGUGGAGGGGUUAGGUUUGAUGGCAAGACACGACCCCCCCCAACCUGCUUGCUGCCAUCAGCUUACUAUUUUUUAUUUAUUUAUUGAAUUUUUAUACCGCCCUAUACCCGGAGGUCUCAUUUAUCAACCUGAUGACCACUAAGCACCACAACUAUUCUGGAACCCCUGAAAUCCAGACUCCAGCCAGAGGAGAAGUUUCCGGAGGCAAAGGAACUCCAGGUGGCUCGCAGAAGCAAGCCAAGCUGCAAAUCAGAAGGCACUUGAUGUUUUCCCCGCUGCCGUUUGCAAACUGUUCUGAGCUGGGAUGCGUGCGAUGGGAGAGAGAAUUUUGCAGAUUCCCGAACUAAAAAAAAAGUACUACGUACCAUACUUUUAAAAUUUGAAAUGGCAACAACUGAACACCCCCCCAUUAAUGGAAGAAACUAUUCUGUCCCUAGAAUACUUGCUGAAACUGCUAAGCAGCUGACCCUGCUACACUGUGCUUGUCUUAAACAGCAGGCUUGCUUAUUUCCGCUCGCCUAGGGCGAACCAGGACUCCAGGGGAGCAGCUGUGAGAGCUUUCUUUUUAAAUAAAGGAAUGAAUAUCUCGGCAUAAAAAUACAAAAUAAAUUAUUGUUCACUAUU
This is a messenger RNA of Podarcis lilfordi (Lilford's wall lizard), 10884 nucleotides long. The record is from the annotation of a GenBank genome assembly. Lineage: Eukaryota; Metazoa; Chordata; Lepidosauria; Squamata; Lacertidae.